Macadamia integrifolia is the source of this 1081-nucleotide messenger RNA. RefSeq names its product cyclin-dependent protein kinase inhibitor SMR15-like. Gene Ontology annotation, biological process: regulation of DNA endoreduplication. The transcript has a single exon. Lineage: Eukaryota; Viridiplantae; Streptophyta; Magnoliopsida; Proteales; Proteaceae. The coding region runs from base 473 to 886 and encodes 137 amino acids. The record is from RefSeq and is a predicted model, not a curated record.
CCUGGUUCGACUUCAGGACCCCCACACGGCCACACCUAACCCCUCGCCGCCUAUAAAUACAAAACCCAACGAAGAAGUCAGAAAAUUGAAAAUAGUUCUCGACCGCCAAAAGACCCCCUUCUCUUCCUUUCUCGCCUUCGUUCCUACAGAAGAAACCUUCACAUUUUAAACCCUAGCUUAUGAAUCUCGUCUUCUGAAACUUCCUCAGAAGUUCCAUCUUCCCGAUCUCUCUUACAGAUUUCGUUUUCUCCUUUAAAUUCUCAGACGAAAUUCGACUUCAAGUAGUCCAAUUCCUUCUUCCCGCCGCUACAGAGGAAGAGAGAGAUCUGAUUUUUUUCUUUUUUUUGGAAGCUGAAGAUCCGGUGUUUUGGUUCUUGACCGUAGUUUCCUCUCGAUUGCCAGAAGAAAUUCCAAUUUAGGCAGAGCAUCACUGAGAAUUGAAUCUCUGCAAUUCAGUGGAAAGUCAAAUCGAAUGGUGAGCCUUUGCAGGGCCAAGGACAUGCCAUCGCCGGCGUCUUCUUCUACAGGUUUCUUCAAGCGUUUGGAAGGAUCGGAAAGAGUUGAAGGAGGGAAGUGCAGCUUAGCUGCUAACACAGAGGGAGAAGCUGUGAAGAAGCUAACGAUCGCUGUGAAAGAAGAAGAAGAAAAGGUAUGGAGUGAGGAGAGGUGUUGUACGCCAAAGGCGAAGGAAUGUAGGAUACAGGAAGUGCUGACGUGUCCACCGGCUCCAAGAAAACGUAGGACUUCCUAUUCUUCGCCGUUGGCCCUGCGCGUGAAGGAGACGGAGACAGAGACGGAGAUGGAGACAGAGUAUUUCUUCUCCCCUCCCAACCUGGAAUCCAUUUUCGCGCUUCACGAUGCGCACAAGGUCAAAUUCAAAAAUUAGAAACAAUAGAAAAUGUAGAAUAAAGCUUUCUGUAAUACCUCUAAUGAAUAUUUAUUUUUUUUAAUCUUUAUUAUUUAAUCUUGAAAGGAGUUUUUGUAGCUAUUUAGCAAUAGCAAGACAAGAAUUACUGUUAGUGUUUCUGAUGUCUCUGUUUAACUUAAAAGAGUUAAAACGCGCUUGACGCGUUAUUUUUUC